AUGGCCUCUCCCCGCGACCCAGCCCGCCUGCGCCAGGGCCUCAACCCGCUGACUACCUCUGCUCUUGGGUCUCACGUCGGCCAGCAGCACGCUACGCCUAUAUCUGCCAUCUCCAUGGCCUCGUCGCACGUUCUGUCGGCACACACUCCUGUGAGUGCUCUUCAGCCAUACAAUCCCCAGGAGUGGGUGCCGCCCGGUGCGCCGCCGAUGCCAGAGAGACAGGUCCAGUACGCCUCCGAGGCGCAAGCCCCGGCGCCGCCUCCUCCUCCAUAUAGCCCGCCCAGGAGUCGACAGCAGCGGCCUGUCAGUACGGCCUUUGAGCAUGCACUGGCGCCCAUGUCUACGCCGUCGCCAAGAAUGACUUCCAACUUGACGAUGCAUCAUGCUUCACCUGAACCUCUAGCAAACCCUUCAUUUCCCCCUCCUCCCGGCACCGGCGGCCGUGGAGGUUCUCGCGACCGCCGAUUCGGCCUGCCUUCCCUCGGGCGACGGAAAGAACCAGAGCAGCAACAGGCCGGUCCGUCGGAUGCACAUGCUGCUGCUCACGCUCGACGAAGCAUGGGCCCCAUGUCAUUCUACGCUCCUGAGCCUCAGCGCCCGAUUGCUGGUCCGUCUGCCGAUGGACUGCCUCCUGCAGCCCGAAGAGCGGCAUCGACUGGCGCUAUUGACACUCCGACGUCUAAUCGAUCGCGCUCGACGUCGCAAACGAGAAGCCCUGGGUUCGGCAUCUAG
Molecule: messenger RNA, 732 nt
Organism: Akanthomyces muscarius
Lineage: Eukaryota; Fungi; Ascomycota; Sordariomycetes; Hypocreales; Cordycipitaceae
Exons: 3
Coding region: 1-732 (243 amino acids)
Source: RefSeq, a predicted model, not a curated record